Sclerotinia borealis F-4128 is the source of this 285-nucleotide messenger RNA. Lineage: Eukaryota; Fungi; Ascomycota; Leotiomycetes; Helotiales; Sclerotiniaceae. The record is from the annotation of a GenBank genome assembly.
AUGUCUGACUCCAAAGAAGGACAAUUCACGGUUCUUUACUUUGCUACCGCUGCCUCUUACACAUCGAAGGAUUCCGAGGCAUUUCGUGCACCUUUACCUCUCUCGCAAUUAUUCAAGACUCUAGAGAAUCAUUACAAUGGAAUUAGAGAUAAAGUGUUAAGAAGCUGUUUGGUGACGAUCAACUUGGAGUAUGUUGAUAUUCCAGAGGCAGGCUCUGACAAUACGGAAAUGAUCAUUAAAGAUGGGGAUGAGGUUGCAAUCAUUCCACCAGUGAGCUCUGGAUAA